AUGGCGAACACAGAGCAGGGCAAAGGCCCAAAAGUCCCUUCUAGGGCAGCAAGUCUCCAGCGCAUGCUUGAAAUCGAGAGAAAGCAAAAGGAGAGGUUUGCGAAGCCGGCAGGAACGAGGCCAGCUCCUCUGAAGGAAAUGAGGAAGGGCUCGGCAGAUCGCGACAGUCUGCCGUCAGUGGUGAGGGCCACCGCGGGUCUUGGCUCCCCACAGACCAAGACGGUGACGUUUCUCCCCUCGGACGACGGGCAGUCGGAGACCUCUUCAAUAUGUCAUUCACCAACUUGGGACGACUACGGAAAGAAGAGGAGGAGAGACAAGGAGGCAGCAGCAGCGAACCAGACGAAAUUGGUGAAGAAGCGGCUGACCAAGGAGCCCCCUCCUGCGGCAAUGGAGAAUCGACCAAAAAUAAACCCUCGGGCUAUGUCUGCGCCUCUGUUGGACCGUAUGAGCCUCGACGACACCCGACCAUCGGAGCCGCCUUCCGUGGAAGCACAAAUCGAAGGAAGCAGGCCUCAGACAAUGGCGCUCCCUGCUAACUUAGGCUCCAUUGAGACAACUCAAACUGUGGUCAGGAGUCCUGCAUUUAUUGGUGGCGUACGUUUGGAGCGAGAACGCGAAGCGGCCAUGCAGAGACUGGUCAACUCGAGGGCUCCAUCCGCCGAGCGCCCAGGGCCAGAAGUGUUGGAACAGAGUCAGACGUCACGACCUGCAUCAAGCGAGAGACCAAAGAAGACAGGGCCCAAUUCACCGACCUCAUACCCCCCAACUGCUUCCAAGACCCCGUUCCUGAAUCAGCCACCUCCAGCAAAGGGUCACGCCAGGAAGCGAAGUGGUUCUCUCAGUAGCGUUGUCUCUAAACUCUUUUCCUCCUCCAAGGCUUCUGAGGACCCCAAGCCUUAUCUGGACAGACGUGGUUCGCAGGACUCCGUGCAAACGGUCUCCUCACUUUUCUCACGAGGCCGGAAGAGGAGCGAUUCGGCCAAUUCACAGGCUCGCGCCCAGAGCUACGAUGUCUACAGUCGUUCAGGCGCAUCGACCCCGAUGAGCGAGAGACGAGGCGCACUCAGCCUCCCACCUCUGUCUUGGAAGAACGGGCGCAAGAACAGGACGACUUCGAUGAUGGCUGUCCCGCCAGACUCGGCGAGGGAUGCCUCGUUCUCAACUGAAGAGACCAGCGGGCUGAAGCAGGAUAACUUUACUUUCCUUGAGCGCCCAUUCUCACCGCCGAUUGAAAGCCCGCUCUCACCCCCCGCGAGCUUGUCGGCUUCACUUAAGGCCAAGAUGAGUCCUCAGCUCACCCCUGCAACCAGUGCAAGGCCUGUGUCCCAGGUCCCAAAGAAGACUUUCAGAGAGACCAUCAAAGCUGGCUUCAGGUCUUCUACCGGCCCUGACCUGAAACCCUCUUCACACCGCCGUACGGGGACAGACGAUACACUCAUUGGUGGCGACAUCACGCCAACCCUCUCCGACAAUUCUCAUCCUCUUCAAAGUAGUUCAACGGCGGGGCCUUCAACAAGUGGUGGAGGAAAUAGGGGCUCCGAUGAGCACCCUGGGCGCCAGCAGGGUCAUGGUUCGAAGGACUCGGGGGCUUCGUCUUCAUCAUCCCAUCCCGACACUGAAUCCAUACCGCCUUCACCAGUGACGACCCCGGACACAUCACGGCCGCAGUCAUUGAAGGACAAUCAGCCUGGCCGCGUUGACGAAAUGAAGAAGACACCGUUGGUCUCUACGCAUGGAGCAAGUGGUCUGGGCUUGCAGAACCCAUCCUCAGCGGUCGUUCACUCGUCCAGCAAUUUUGCUCCUCGGGCAAAUUCACCACGCAUCGAUCUCAAUCUUGCAACCGGUGAUUUCAGUGAGUCAUGGAAUCUUGCAAAUGAGCCUAGGUCUCGAUUCGCCGAUGUACCUGCACGACCGCCGCCCCAAGAAGACGAACUAUGGCCACUGGGCAAGAAACCUCUUGAUAUGGAUCAGCUUUCUUUCACUAGUGCUCUGACGAGUUUGGACGUCAAGACCUCGUUCCAAGACCUGGGCUCACCCAUGUCGGAUAUCGAGCCAUUUUCUCUGGAUAGGAAUCCUCCAAACGGGACUAAAGUGACCUUCAGAGGUGUCAAGCUCGAGGUUGUGAAGAGCCCAGCGUAUGCGAAGAAAACCAUUUCCGGCGCUCCUUCACCCACAAACGACACGAGCUUCCUUCCGGCGCUUCGCCACCAGGCCCUCCCUCCGCGAACCAACGGCCGUCCUGCUCAGGCAUCGCCGACGCACGACGAAGUCGAUGACCGACCAUACCCAAUUCAGGAAACCCGAGCCGGAACCCCCGACUCUUUCCAAGCGCCAAGUGCAGCAUCGAGGCACCUACAGCAAGCCAGGAAAGCAGCCCCAGCCUCCCCACGAUCCCCGACAGCGAUGACCAGCGGCAGCAGUACCUCGCUCCCCGGCAGCACGACCACGCUUGCCAGCAGCAUCAUGGGCCCGCCGGUGCCUCGAUCUUUCGCCCUAUCCAGCCAUCCCAAACCAUCAGGUGGGCCUGCUGUUCCUUCCUUGAGGCACAGCAACCUCGACACGACAGGUCUCAAGCCCAUCGCCAAAAUGUUUGUCGAGUGCUGCAGCUGCAAAUUCUACCAGGACAUGCCGUCACGGGUGUACGAAGCCAUGGCGCGGCCCGAGGACACGGUCAGGGAUAAGAGACUUGGGGUGUCCGGGCAGGUGACCACGUGCGUCAAAUGCCCGUGGUGUAGCCACAAUAUGAGCACACAGUGUUGCGCGGGAUAUGCAGCUGUGGUCUAUCUGAGGGAGAAGCUGCACGGACCUUAG
This is a messenger RNA of Diaporthe amygdali, 2814 nucleotides long. RefSeq lists its product as uncharacterized. The record is from RefSeq and is a predicted model, not a curated record. NCBI's taxonomy places the organism in Eukaryota, Fungi, Ascomycota, Sordariomycetes, Diaporthales, Diaporthaceae. The coding region runs from base 1 to 2814 and encodes 937 amino acids. The transcript is spliced from 2 exons.